This is a messenger RNA of Fusarium coffeatum, 1278 nucleotides long. RefSeq lists its product as uncharacterized. NCBI's taxonomy places the organism in Eukaryota, Fungi, Ascomycota, Sordariomycetes, Hypocreales, Nectriaceae. The transcript is spliced from 3 exons. Gene Ontology annotation, molecular function: transcription cis-regulatory region binding; DNA-binding transcription factor activity. Gene Ontology annotation, biological process: positive regulation of transcription by RNA polymerase II. Gene Ontology annotation, cellular component: nucleus. The coding region runs from base 1 to 1278 and encodes 425 amino acids. The record is from RefSeq and is a predicted model, not a curated record.
AUGCCGUGGCCUUCUCCAGGCGCACUUACAGAUCCAUUGUUCCAGGAUCUUGACCGCACAUCGCGAUUCUACCUAGCGCAUUUCUCCGAGAGCGUCUGCAAGGAUCUCGUGGUCCGAGACACGCCUGAGAGCAAUCCAUUCCGAGAGCUGAUACCCUUGACGCGGAAGCACCCGCUUCUUUUUCAGGUUCUUAUUGCGACUUCAGCUAUCCACUGGUCCAAUGUCUUUCGCCGCGUUACCAAAAUCCCCAAUAACAUUCCCAAUCCCGGCGAUUACCUCUCUGUGUUACGCUCAAAGGAUCUCGUCACACACCAAGCGCUGAUCGAUGCCUUGACAGCUAAGCAAAAGGCCAUGAGCCACCUCAGGGAGGUGCUUGAUACCCUUGACCCGGCGGGUAGUGAGGUGGCACUGGCUGCUAUGCACUUUUUUAUCAAGUUUGAUUUGAUUGAUUUGGACAAGUCGGAUAAUCAGAGCUGGAGGGCCCACCUUGAAGGCGCUACGAGCAUAAUGGCACUUCUUAACCCGGAUAGUAACCCCGACGCAUCUAGUAGAAUGCUGCGGGACCGGGUCAUUACUGACAGCUUCAUCUAUAACAUUCUGGGCUCAACGUUGACCUCUGGCGGGCUUGCGGCCCGAGUGGCAAGGCAAGCUUUCCAGUUUCUACCUGUCAUGAAACGGGUAGAACUGACGAGUUACUUAUCUUGCCCCCCGGAGAUCCUCAAUAUUAUUCUCUCUGCAUCUGAGCUGUCGCAUGAAGUGCCUUGGACAGACCAGUCAUUGGGGGUGGCAGACAAGGCACUUGCAUUGAUCGACGAAGCCCUUGCUGUUGAUAUUGCAGCUUGGGCGGACUAUCUACGGCAACAUAAUCUCACGCAAGACCUCAAUAGUCGAGUGCGCUUAGCUGCAGCACACCGGUCGGCGGCAUGCCUCUACAUCCUCCAAGCGCUACCGCUAGUUCGGUCAUUGCGUCCUAUUGAUACCGAUUUUCUGCUCCAAGACGUUUUGAGCAAUUUAGCUCUCAUUGAUGAGAACGACCCAUACUUCAAGGCCUCCUCGUGGCCAACGUUCGUUGCAGGGGCUGAGACACGAGACCCUGAAAGACGCACUUGGACCCUGUCGAGAUUGUUGUCAAUUUGGCAGAUUUGUCCGUGGGGGUACCUGUUCACGGCAAUUGAAAUGCUCAAGGCAACGUGGGCGAUGCAAGAUACACGCGGCACAGACAAUGUCAACUGGCUACAUGAUUUACGUGGGAUGGGAUUUGAGAACUUGAUCGUUUAA